This is a messenger RNA of Vollenhovia emeryi, 1654 nucleotides long. RefSeq lists its product as uncharacterized. The record is from RefSeq and is a predicted model, not a curated record. Lineage: Eukaryota; Metazoa; Arthropoda; Insecta; Hymenoptera; Formicidae. The transcript has a single exon. The annotation marks the transcript as partial.
UAAGCGACAUCAUUCGAUGCUGCACGCGGAUUCGGAUCCUGAGACCGACCAGUUGGCUCCGCAAGCCAACGAACCAUCGCCCGCCUCGCCGUCGCCUACCGUGGCGGUCAAUUCAUUGCUUGCGGCCUCGACGUCGCGCCCGCGAUCGCAGGUCCUCCUCGCCACCGCGCGCGUCAAGGUGGAGGGCGACUCGGGUCGUUGCGUGGUCGCGCGUGCUCUGAUCGAUCAGGGCUCCGAGGCCACCUUCAUCUCUGAAGGCUUGGCUCAAACCUUGCGAACUCGCCGAAUUCGACGGCCUGUCUCGAUUUCGGCAGUGGGGGGUGCUCACGUCGGCACGGUGCGACAUGCCGCUCAGAUCACGGUGUGCCCCGUCGCUACCGCGAAUCCGUCGUUUUCGACGACGGCGCUCAUUCUCCCGUCGCUUACGUCCUACGCUCCUCGCCGAGUGUCGACUAUGGCGGCAUUCUCUCACCUCUCUGACUUGACGUGGGCGGAUCCGCAUCCGACCUGCUCUGAUCCCAUCCAAGUCAUCAUUGGCGCUGACCUCUACAGCGACCUUAUUCUUAGUGGUAUUCGGAAGGGAAACUCCGGCCAGCCAAUCGCGCAAAACUCCGUCUUCGGGUGGAUAAUUUCCGGCCCGCUUUCCGCGGCAGCGGAACACGUGCCUUCACACACUUCGGUGCAACUCUGUACCUUCGAUGUCUCUCUGUCGGAGGAUCUCCAGCGAUUUUGGGAGAUCGAGGAGCUUCCCCCUUCUCAGAUCCUCUCGCCUCAGGAUGAGCAGUGCGAGAAUCAUUUCCGCGAGACCCAUUCUCGAGACGACCGCGGUCGAUACGUCGUUCGUUUGCCCUUCAAGGCGCCUCCUCCUAUCGAUAUCGGGCGUUCUAAGCAGUCUGCCGAUCGAAUGCUGCAAUCCCUGCUCCAUCGUUUCAAAUCGCAGCCGGAAUUGGAGAGCGAUUAUCGGGACUUCAUGCGCGAAUAUGAACGCCUCGAGCACAUGCGGCCGAUCUCGGAAACGCCUUGCUCCCGAAGCCAAGCGGUGUACAUCCCGCAUCAUCCGGUCUUUCGCGCCGACAGCGCCACAACUCGUUUACGCGUUGUCUUCAAUGCUUCGUGCAUCACCUCCAACGGCUCUACGCUGAACGAUCACCUGCUUUCCGGUCCUAAACUCCAAACCGAAUUACCUUCAAUCGUCAUGCAAUGGCGCCAGUUUCGGUACGUUUACACUGCCGACAUUGCUAAAAUGUUUAGACAAAUUUUGAUCGACUCACGCGAUAUCGACUAUCAACGCAUCCGGUGGCAGCCGGAUGGCUUUGACGCGCCUCGGGAUUACAACCUACUGACGGUCACUUAUGGCAUGACUUGCGCCCCGUACUUGGCGCUGCGCGUACUGAGGUGUCUAGCCGACGACGAGGGUGACCGGUUCCCUCUUGCCGCCUCGAUACUUCGUAAGCAAAUUUAUGUGGACGACGUGCUUUUCGGGGACAAUGAUGUCGAUUCCUUGCGCCAGCGCCGAGACCAGCUUGUUUCUUUGCUGCAACGCGGCAAAUUCGACUUGCGCAAGUGGGCCAGCAACUCCCCCGAAUUACUCGCGGAUAUUGACCCUUCGAAUCACGGCCUAGCUUGCAGCAAGUCUAUCGCGAUUGACGAAAAG